Salvelinus namaycush (lake trout) is the source of this 5364-nucleotide messenger RNA. RefSeq names its product E3 ubiquitin-protein ligase rififylin-like. Lineage: Eukaryota; Metazoa; Chordata; Actinopteri; Salmoniformes; Salmonidae. The transcript has 7 exons. Bases 110 to 1144 code for a protein of 344 amino acids. Gene Ontology annotation, biological process: negative regulation of extrinsic apoptotic signaling pathway via death domain receptors; proteasome-mediated ubiquitin-dependent protein catabolic process; protein K48-linked ubiquitination. Gene Ontology annotation, molecular function: ubiquitin protein ligase activity. The record is from RefSeq and is a predicted model, not a curated record. Gene Ontology annotation, cellular component: cytoplasm; plasma membrane.
GUUUGCUGUUACAGAAAAGUCUCUUGGUAGCCUGUAUUUCUCGUAGAAUUUUCUAAAAGGCCACACAACAAUUUUCUGUGCGUAGGCCUACCUGUCGACAGGCAGGAGCAUGUGGACAUCCUGUUGUAGCUGGUCCUGUUUGGAACCCACCGCCACAGUGGAAGAAAACGGCAGCUCAUGGCGCCAGGCCUACACAAACUCGGGCAACAGCCAAUCCCCGAUCUCUCCCGAACUUUUGUGCAAGGCCUGCGGAGGCCAUUUUGACACCAUCGCUAUAAAGCAUGUCUGUGUGGACUGCAAGAAGAACUUCUGUGGCCGCUGCUCGGUGCAGCUGGAGCCGCCACGCCCGCGCCUCUGCCACACAUGUCAGCGAUUUCACGGAACCCUCUUCGACCGCGCCCAGUUGAUGAGACUCAAGGUGCGGGAGCUGCGUGACUACCUCCACCUGCACGAGGUGCCCACCCAGACAUGCCGGGAAAAGGAGGAGCUGGUUGAGCUGGUCCUGGGCCAGCAGACCCCCAGCACCAGCAGAAGCAGUGAGACCGUGUCCUCCCAGCCCGGGGCUCACAACAAUGUCCCCUCCCCAGACACACCGUCCCCUCCCCAGACACAGGGCCCUACCAGCCCAGACACAUUGAGCCCAGAGCAGCCAGAACAAUCAGCCCCUGAGGCAGAGUCAGAGCAGAUCUCUGAUGAGGAGGAGGAGGAGGAUGAUGAGGACGAAGAGUCAUCGGACAGCGAGGAGACCCUGAUGCCCGGCCGCAGAGCCUCUCUGUCUGACCUGAGCCGCGUGGAGGAUAUCGAGGGCCUGAGCGUGCGCCAGCUCAAGGAGAUCUUGGCCCGCAACUUUGUCAACUACAAAGGCUGCUGCGAGAAGUGGGAACUGAUGGAGAGGGUCACCCGCCUCUACAACGACCAGAAGGACCUCCAGAACCUAGUUUCAAAUACAAAAAAUGAAGAAGACCCUGCAGCUCCCAAGAGCCAGGAGGAGAACCUCUGUCGGAUCUGCAUGGACUCUCCCAUUGACUGUGUGCUGCUGGAGUGUGGCCACAUGGUCACCUGCAGCAAGUGUGGCAAGCGCAUGAGCGAGUGCCCCAUCUGCAGACAGUACGUGGUACGGGCGGUGCACGUCUUCAGGUCCUGAUGCAUGGCCACAAUGAGGGACACAGUGGAUACCAAGGACAACAUGGCAUUGCUGCCACCACUGCUCAGAGAUGGCAUAUCUUACAAGAAUACACUCCUCUGUAAUGCACACUCUCACUCAUUCAAUCAGUCUUCCUCUUGCUGGCAUUCCAGAGAAAUAACCUGUCUCCACUUUUCUGGGUUCUCUGUUUUUCUACGCCACCUGAACCUAUUGUUUCUACACUUUCAGCAUUUUACAAGACCUCAAUAUUUCAGUACUAUAACUUCGUUGUUCAAAAGAGUUAGGUAUCAUGUAUUCACAUUGGUGCCAGUCAGACACCAAACUAUAUUGGCACUUUGCAUGGGAGGGCAGCAGUACCUUUUCAAAUUCUGAGGUUAUUGGGUAGAGAUUAUGUUUCUUUCAACCCCACACACAUGCAAGGUUAUAUUGCAUUUUUUUGUCUUUGCAUUUGUGUGCACGGGGAAACAACUGAGUUCCAUAGCUGAGAAACACAACUGAGUUCCAUAGCUGAGAAACACAACUGAGUUCCAUAGCUGAGAAACACAACUGAGUUCCAUAGCUGAGUAACACAGGGGAUACUACAGAGGGCAUCGAAUUGCAAGCAAUGAAUAUAAAAAACGUAUUUGUUCUAGCAAUGAAUGAAAUGCUGAAUCCUGGUAAGAGAGGGAACAUGUUAGGCUACUCUGUUAUGCAUAUCAAUAGCAAAACAGACAGUGGCCAGAAUGGUGCUAUUUUACUAGUGAUUAACAACACUCGUAACAAAACAGAAUGGCCAAAAUGGUGCUAUUUGACCAAUGGUAAGCAACACUCAGGGCCCCAUUUUGACAGUGCAAGUAAGCGGUGUUAGUGUCGAGACCAAAAUAUCGAAAACCUCAACCGUUUAUUUCAAACCUUAUCCCCCCAAGCAAGGCUUGGAUAUGACCGUGCUAAUAUUUGAUGCAGGCAAUGCAGUAGUUGUGAAAUUGGUGCAUUAAGUGCAGCACGGAAUACUUGAAGUGGUAAGGUCUGUUUUGCGCCCUCCAAUUGUCACACUCAGAGUUCAGUACCUGCAAACCAGCUGUUCUGUUAAUUGGUUUUGUGGUCCAGAGAGCUAUCUUUAGGUUGCAGUCCACUUGCUAAGCAUAGAACCCAGGCCUUAUGUCUUAUUGGCGAUCCUUCAGACACAGAGCUGUGUGAUGGUUGAACACAAGAGUCUGCUUGUAGCUCACUGAAAGUACUUGAGGGUCAAGGAGGGGAUAAUGCUUGGUUUCAUUUGCCCUUUUAUGGUCAAACUACCCUUUUAACUUGCAGAUAUUGUAUCAAAACUGGAACAGAACACGCAUUGACUUGACAGUAAUAGUUAAUAGUUCUUUAAAUUAGCCACAAUGGGGAUCUUUUCUGAAAUGUAAACCCUACACAGUAGAUAUGCAGCUUCUUUUUUAUUCUCUGGGGGUCAUAAAUUGUUUGCUGUUUGAAGUUGGUUCCAUGACUUUACCCCAAAUUAGGUUUGGGGUAAAGAGAACUGACCUCGUUUAGCAGAAUGUCUCCAUUCCCAGGCUCUCACCACCUCUCUCUUAUCAGCAAGUGCCCCAGAACAGAGUGCUCAUUAACUUAGCUGACGUAGUGCACUGAAUACACUCAUUUCCUAAUGCCGAGUUGAUUAAAUGUGGUAUCUACUAGUUAAAAAACAACAACUGUUUUCUGCAAAUUUACUUUGUUUGUGGGGGUGUUUUAAAAGCUAGAUUUCAUAAUUGAAACAAUAACAAAGAGCGACCCCGCCUCUGUUUCAGUAUAAAGCUGAGGGAUGGGCCUGGAAAAAUGUAACCACUCUCAGAUUCAUAGACAGAGCUAAGGACUGACCAUCCAUGAUAUCAAAGUUAUAGUUUUAACCAUGUUUUAAGGCUAUACAGUGUUUGUUUAGAUUUACAUUGUUUAUGCACAUUGAAGUAAAACAAGCUUAUAUUUUGGAUUCUCAUGAGGUAUGACAAGUUAAACUAAGCUCAUGAGGUAUUUAUACGUUAUAAUGUUCAAUAAUCAAUGGGUAUAUAUCAUUCAUUAAAUGGAUGUAGCAACUAAGGAUUCUAGCUUUAAGGAGGAUCUUGGUUAAUUCUAUUCCAAUUCUAGGCAAUUCAGUAAAUGGAUUGAAAUUGAAUUUAUAUGAAAUUAGAGACAAUUUUAUUACGAUGCAUUUCUCAAAUUGCCUGGAAUUGAAAUGGUUUGGCAGCCCUCUGCAACUUUUUAUGGAACAUGUUUUAAAAUGAUAGAGAAACAUAAUGGUUUGCAUUUAAAUGGUCUUUCUACUGUACAUCUUGUUUUAUAGCUAAUGAAUGUACCAUAAAACUGAUCAUGAGGAAAAUGCACUUAUACUAAUUAAUGUGUCUGUUUUAGGGAAUGCAUAUCCGCUGGGAUAGACUCCAUUUAUCCCAGAUACUUGGUCUGCCUGAACUGAAUGUAACUGGUUUAAGUUGUUUACAAUAACAAAACCAUUUCUUACUGUGACUGCCAAAUUGCCAAUAUCGCAAAUAGAUUUUACACUAGUCCGUUUGAUAUGUCUUUUGUCAAUAACUAUGCUAAUAUCAUGCAAGAACAAUAUGAAUCAUCUCAUGUAGUUUGUAGAGAGCAGGUGAAAUAAGAUAUGUCAGUGUCGUGAGACUAGAUCUGGAUCUUUUCACAAACAUCUCGUCACCCAUCUUGUUUUUAUCCUGGACAGUUUAUACAAGCCAGGCCGUCAGUCAAGUCACUUCUCUCUGAGGAGUGUUUUCUGUGCAUGUGAAAACGUGUGCAUACAUUUAGCGAAACCCAACCCAAGAUCUAAACAUUCCAAACAGUAGAAUUUACCUUAACAGAGCACUCUUCAACAAAGAAAGCUAAUAUUUUCCACAUAUACUAUAGCCCAUGUACAUGUGUAAUGCUCCUUGAGUACCUGAUUUAAAGGCUAGGUCUGAUUAGAGGUUCAGUGCAGACGUGUUUGAUCUCUAUCAAAUAAUUUCCGGGUAACAAUUAAGUACCUGACCGAUUAGCUUCUUAGCAAAGAGCAAUUUCUCAAGCAAGAAUUUUGCAAGGACUCUGGGAGAGGUUUGAGUGGGGAGGGGAAAACUGAAAAUGUGUUAUUAUUGGCAGAGGUUUGGAACUUAACUAAUUUACCCCAUGGUGAUGACACCAUGGAAGGCCAAAACUCCCACCAAAACAGGCAGAAAUUUCAGGCGGUCUUUUCAGACAGCUCUUUCACAGUAUUAUUCCAGCCUCAUUGUGGAAAUGUAUAUAUAAAACAAAGGAAUAUCAUGUUUUUGACUGCACUGGGCCUUUAACAGUAUAUCAAAUGUGUAGCAGACUACUAAUUAGAGUAUUUAAAGAAAUGUCUUCUAAAUAAUGCCUUCUUCCUGAUGGAAUUUCAAUAGCCUCAAAAGGCAUAAGAUAAAACCUUAAUGUCAUGCGUGUGUGGGAUGUUGGUGUCCCUAAUCUGCCACGAGAGUCCUGUAGUUCUUAUUGCUGUCUGAGGACCUAGAUAUUAAUUGGUUAUUGGUGACUGGUUAUUGGUGACUUUAAAAUGGAGGUGUUUUGGUAUUUGGAAGACUAAUCAAUCUACUAUUGUGAAAUGUUGGACGUGUUUAGAAAAAUCAGACAAUCUAUCGUAUCUUUGAUUCUUUAACAGUGAGUUAUAAUUUUGGCAAAUGCCUUGCUAUGGAGAGUUGUGCUAAAGGUGUUUAACAACACCUCCACUAGUUAUUAGAUUAGAACAGGGAAAUUAGUCUGCACUAUCCCACCCCAGGGGGAAAGGUUCAUUAUUAGCAUAUGAAGUUCAACUGUAAUGGAAAGAUUUGCAUGUGUUUUUUUGGGGGGGGGGAGAAGACUGCUCUGACAAAAAGCAGUUUGAAAACACUUGGAAUGACUCAUAACUGUAUGUGUGGAGAAUUAUUUGUGUUUCGUAUACUCUGAUGAUUUAACUUUGUUCAACUGUGAAAUUGUAUAUAAUAAUCCCAUGCGACAGUAUCAUUUUAAAUAUUAUUGAGCGUGUUGUACAUUUGUCAAAUUACUAGCAUGGACUAUUGCUUUUGUUGUAGUUUAAAUAUGUAUUCAGUAGUAUUGGCUAAAUGAGCUAAAUGCUGGAUCAGUUCUUAACUACAAUGGAAGCUAAUAGGAUUUAUAAAUCAGAAAAACCUAUAUUUUUGAAAAUGUAUUAAACAUAUUGAUGUUCUUGUGCAUAUAUUUUGUUGGACAUUUUUUAUAUUGAUAAAAAUAUA